Molecule: messenger RNA, 237 nt
Organism: Echinostoma caproni
Lineage: Eukaryota; Metazoa; Platyhelminthes; Trematoda; Plagiorchiida; Echinostomatidae
Source: the annotation of a GenBank genome assembly
AUGUUACUAGCGAGAACAAGAGUCAAAUAUUAUAUAAUGCUAAAUCAAUCUUUCCUCAUUUACAGUGGUGGUGCUGGUGGUGGUGGUACUGGUGGUGGUGAUGGUGAUGGUGAUUUUCCUCGUUCUCCAAAUUCCGAUCGAUUUGAUGGGAUUACCUUCCAGAGUUGUCCAGUUCUGGAUGAGUCAAUCAGUGGCUAUCGAACAGUACAAUUUAUCGCUCGAUGGCCUUUUGACUAG